This is a messenger RNA of Peniophora sp. CBMAI 1063, 1308 nucleotides long. The record is from the annotation of a GenBank genome assembly. NCBI's taxonomy places the organism in Eukaryota, Fungi, Basidiomycota, Agaricomycetes, Russulales, Peniophoraceae.
AUGCUGCUUCUUGUGCUCUUGACAAGCGUCAUCCGGCAGAGGUGGAACUUGGGCGUCGCAUUUCUAUGUAUCUGGCUUCUCCUCCAGAAUGUCACGGCCGCUGCGAGUACUAUCAUCUGGGCAGACAACGCGGACGUCAAGUUCUACGCAUAUUGCGACAUAGCCUCCCGGAUACAGAUAAUCACAUAUAUCGUCCAACCUAUGGCGACGCUCCUCAUCACCCGCCGGCUGUACGUGAUCGCAAGUCUGCAAUCAGUGGAAAUCCCUAGUACAUGGAAACGGCCGGAUGCUGUUAUAGAAUGGACAUUGGGGUUGUUCAUCCCUCUUCUUGUGGCCGGUCCCAUAUAUUAUGUGAAUCAGGCUUAUCGAUUUGUGGUGUACGAGGGUUAUGGAUGCGUCAAUGCUCCAGCAUUCUCUAUACUCGAGACGCUGAUCCAAGAAUCGUGGAGUAUUCUGCCCCCUCUGGUAUCGGUGAUCUUCUAUUAUCCAAGAGUCGUACAAACGUACUAUCGCCAAAGACGGGACAUCAACAGCAUCUUGCAAAGCGAUCGUUCAAGCUUACGCACAAACUAUCUUCGUAUACUCAUUCUUGCCAGCAUCGACCUGGUGCUGACACUGCCAAUUGCUAUCAUGCGCAUCACGCUGGAUGUGGUGACAGCUCUAUCAUCUUUAGAGUCUUUCCCCUUCUACUCAGGUUGGACACAACUACACGCAAACUGGGAACCAGUGAGCUUCUCUUACGCCGAACAGCAAACCUUCGGAACCGCAUCACUCGUGCAGCUCUGCUUCGGUGACUGGACGUCCCCUAUUUUGAGCUUUGCCAUCUUUGGUCUCUUCGGCGUAACAUCUGAAGCCCGCUGCUCAUACUGGCGGAUAAUCCGUUCUGCGGGUGACUUAUUGGGAUGGAAGGCCAUCUCAAAAGCACUGGAUAAUUCUUCUUCGCCUCGCGACGUCGGUCAGCCGUCAUCUGUCGUGUUAGGAUUCGACCUGGAGAAGGGCAUCGUCAACACAGGCGCUCCCGCUGAAGACCCGGAUACGAGAGCGGAGUCAUCUUGGCUUGAAGGACGCGGAUUGUGUAGCUUGGAGCGGCCCUCGAAAGCAACGGGGGAUCAGGAAGCUCACUGGGAGCAGUCCACUCCCAAAGCAUCCUUGCACAGGAGCUUCGAGCACAAUAUUCCGGCCGUUUGGCAGAGUUCGGAUGCCCACGAGGAAUCGGAUACUAUGAGGCUUGGUUCACCAAAGUCGAUGGAGUUCUCAUCCCGUAGUUAUGCAACGGUCAACUAUGCUGAGGGAAGUAUAAGGCGCUAA